ACGUCACGUGUGACGUGAUGCCCGUAACAUGGCGGAACGAGCGGUGUCUUCGGAUCCAGGGUAAGAAAGAGAGAGAGAGCAGAGAGAGCCGUAAAUACACUCAGCAUGAAGACACGUUUAGGACGAGUCUUCAGAGCACAGCUGAACUACUGUUAGUGUGGCUGACCGCAGUCUGGCGCGUGUUGUUACAGCUACAGAAGUCAGAGUGGCUCUGAACUGUUUGUCUUGUUUGUUAUUGGUGUAACAGUCAGUCAGUCAGUCAGUCAGUCAGUGAUGGAAACGGAACAGCAGCAGCUACAUGACAGUGUUUGGGACGUUUGGUCAGGGAGCGCUUUAGGAAAGUUUAUUCACUACCAGACCUGCUGUGUCAUUUGUUUAGCUUGCUUUCCUAGCCGUAGCUAACAGUUUAUCAGCAGAGGUGGAAAAAGAAACUCAGUGAAAGUAAUGUGUUGUGUAAAAAGGUUACUCAGUAAAAGGGGAAGUGUGUGGCUAAAAUUAUUUAAGUAAGUAAGUUAACGCAGAGCUAAAAUCCUCACAUUCUCUUGGCUUCAGACUGGCACAGCGUGUUCUGGUGUUUCUUCGUAUUCAUAGUCUCUUCUACGGUUUUUUCAAAUUCCUGGACACAGCCAUGAGGUCAUGGUGGAUCACCAGCUGGCUGCCAUCUUGGUGCCCCUCAUCUCAGUGCAAACUGAAGGAGGUAGAGGAGAGAAUGCUUCAGCCCCUCAAAAGCAAGUUUUCCAAGCAAUUUGUCCACAUAUCCAAUGACAACAAGCUGUGGACACUGGUGUUCGGCGGCGUGGAGAGUAUGACACCUCUGGUGCUGCUGCAUGGCUUUGGCGGAGGAGUGGGUCUCUGGGCCCAAAACCUAGACGCUCUGUCCCAGCAGAGGCCAGUAUAUGCCUUCGACCUGCUGGGCUUUGGACAGAGCAGCAGGCCUCAUUUCAGCACAGACGCCCAGGAGGCUGAGCUACAGUUUGUGGAGUCCAUAGAGGAGUGGAGGGUAAAACUUGGCUUGGAGACCAUGAUCAUGCUGGGUCACAACUUGGGAGGAUACCUGGCAGCAGCCUAUUCACUUAAAUACCCUUCCAGAGUGAAGCAUCUGAUCCUGGUGGAGCCGUGGGGUUUUCCGGAGCGACCAGAGCCAGGGGACCAGGACAGACCGAUUCCUGUGUGGAUCAAAGCCCUUGGGGCCAUGCUCAGCCCCUUCAACCCUCUGGCUGGGCUUCGACUGGCAGGACCACUUGGCCCUCUUCUGGUGCAGACUCUGAGACCAGACUUUAAGAAGAAAUUUGCUACUAUGUUUAAUGACAACACGGUCACAGAGUACAUCUACCACCUUAAUGUCCAAAGCCCAAGUGGUGAAACCGCCUUCAAAAACAUGACCAUUCCAUAUGGCUGGGCCAAACGGCCCAUGUUGCAGCGCACUGGCCUGAUUCACAGUGACAUCCCCAUUACCGUGAUCUAUGGGUCGCGCUCCAGCAUAGACGGCCACUCUGGCAAUUCAAUCAAAGAAAUGAGGCCAAACUCCCAUGUGGAGAUCAUAGCCAUAAGAGGAGCAGGACACUAUGUGUAUGCUGACCAGCCAGAGGACUUCAACCACAGGGUGCUGCAUGUCUGUGAAACAGUGAGUUGAAGCGCGAAGACGAAGACUUGCAGGGCCUGUAUAGUUCAUCUUGUUUAUCCAGUCUCGGUACAGCCUUGUAUAGAGAUGUGAUCUUCAGACUAGCUCAAGUCAAAAGAGCCAGUAAGAGUGCCUUUAUACUUGCAUACCACAGUGCUGUACUGCCUCUUCAAUGUGUCCUUCAUUUCUUGAUUUAUACCUCUGGAUACUCUGGGCUUUCUGAUAACUGGAAAAUAUGGAGAUAUUUAUUAAUAUAAGUAUUAGGGCUGUCAAAGUUAAUGCAUUGAUUAAUACAAUUACUGCAAAACGCCAUUAAUUUUUGAAUGCUGUUAAUGCGUUUUCCUAGUUUGAUUCUUCCAUAGCAGUGCAAGCUGAAGCCCAGCUGCUCAUACACUGUAUAUUGCAUUGAAAGAUUGUGCUAUUGUAGCCCUAUUGAUCAAAUACAGGUUUGAAAUGGCUUUUAGAGCAAGAUCUUAAGCAUUUUCAGAAGACUAUGCAGACUGUGCUCACAGGAGACCUAUGGAUAAAUCACUGAGCAGCAAACUAACAAAAGCAAUAGCAAGGUGGAAAGCUCCAGUUCCUCUCAAGAGCCUCCACUGUAACAAGAACAAGCUAUAUGAGCAAGAAUGAGAGCAAGAGGCUACAGUUGACUGCAUGUGACAUAUAUAUAUAUAUAUAUAUAUAUAUAUAUAUAUAUAUAUAUAUAUAUAUAUAUAUAAAACACAUUCAUUUUUAAAAACAUGAACACACGGAGGAACUCACUGAAUGUCUGAAGAAAUUUGAAAUCAAAGUCAAGCUUAAUGUGACCCAUACUGACCUUCUAAAAUAUUCCCAUACAGAGUGAUUAGUGUGUCACUUCAUUUUUCAUAUUCUCACCCAACUGUGACAGAAUUACAACAUGAGAAUAACUUUUUUUUGUCCAUAUGUUUGAAAGUCACUGGCCAGCACUGGCCAGCAGUAGUGCAAUAAUUAUUCUCUUGGACAUGUACUGUACUAUGCUGCCUACGGCCAAGAUAAACAUUUAAAAAUAGCACAAAAUUGUGUGUUUUAAUUGCUAAAAUUAAUUCAUAUCAAGGCAGGCUAGUGGGAGCAAUGGAGUACAGCUGCAAAAGUACAUACUUUUAUUGUUUAAAAAAGAAAAAAAUGAACAAAUACAUAAGUAAAUAAAUGACAUUCUCUUGAACUUUUUAAAUCUUGCUUACAUAAUCACAAUAUCUUAUUAGGUUGAUUUCAGCAGUGUCUAAACUAAAGAAGGAACAGAUGUAUCCAGAUGAUGAUUGGUAACCAGGUAACCUGGUCCAAAUUAGACAUUUCAUGAGCUGUAAUAUUUAAGAUAUUUUGUUUUUCUUCUACCUCAUAAAUGACAUAACUGGUGCAACUCUGAAGCAGUUUUCUUCAAAGGAGGCUGGGUGAAGUGACAGUAAACAUGCAUGCUUUGCGCUUUUCUUUGUGCAAUUUAUGUGUACUAUUUUAUGUUUGGUACGCACAACUGAGGUUGGGCAUUUUUGCAAUGCUGAAAUGGCAAGGGAUGGAUUCCAGAGGAUACAUUUAUUCUAGAAUUCUAAAUUCAACAAUGUUUGUAUUUUGUGAACCACUAUAAUGAAAGAUUUAUUUUUAUGUAUUAAAUCUAUUAAGUACGUGACUAACUAUAAUUAGGUUGUCUGCCUGUCCAGUUGGAGUCUGAGUGAGAGUGCAAUUAUUAAUUACUGUGACAAAUUCCCAAUAAAGUGAAAUGGACAAUCUUGUUAUAAAAGAAUAAAAUCUUCUGAGAUAA
This is a messenger RNA of Colossoma macropomum (tambaqui), 3395 nucleotides long. RefSeq names its product abhydrolase domain containing 5a (gene abhd5a). The coding region runs from base 629 to 1633 and encodes 334 amino acids. The record is from RefSeq and is a predicted model, not a curated record. Lineage: Eukaryota; Metazoa; Chordata; Actinopteri; Characiformes; Serrasalmidae. The transcript is spliced from 8 exons. Gene Ontology annotation, cellular component: lipid droplet. Gene Ontology annotation, biological process: positive regulation of triglyceride catabolic process; negative regulation of triglyceride storage.